CUCAAACUUAAAAUGAAGGUACAAAUUGUUUUAUUGGCUGGAAUAAUAGCUGUAUGUGUUGCAGCACCACCACCAGAACGAGACUCUAAAAUUUUAAGAUACGACAGUGAUGUUAGAGAAGAUGGAUAUGAUUUCGCAUUUGAAACUAAUGACCCAAUCAAACGUAAUGAAGCCGGAAAAAUCCAACAAGUUUCCCAAGAAGAAAGCAACUACCAAGUAAACGGUGACUUUGCAUUUAAUUUCCCAGAAGGAGUUUCAUUCCAAACUGUUUUCGUAGCCGAUGAACAAGGUUACAGGCCAAAAGUAUCCUUCGGUCAAGCAAGAGUUUAAAAAAUAUUAAAGUUG
Molecule: messenger RNA, 345 nt
Organism: Diabrotica balteata
Lineage: Eukaryota; Metazoa; Arthropoda; Insecta; Coleoptera; Chrysomelidae
Source: the annotation of a GenBank genome assembly